AUAUAAUUGGUUAAUUCCUUAUGGCUUAAAGCUUACUACAUCUAUUGUAGAUCCCUCCUUAAGGAAAUGUACGUACAAUAGCCUUAACUUAUUGCACCAGUGCAGCAAUAGGUUUGUUCGCGUUGCUUGAAAUCUCCAAAAUUUUUUACACUUUAAACGAGAUAAAUAUAUACUCGAGCACUGGAGAAAGAGAAAGCGAAGAUGUCGAGUGCGAAAAGUGCAAGUACGCGAAUAGGCCCAAUGCAGCUAAAAAGAACAGAUCUAAACAAAAGGCGGGAAGAGAUCUGUAGUAUUUGUAGAAACUGGAAGAUGGGGCACAAAGAAGGCAAGAACUACUUCACUGUCUUCGCUACUAUAAGCCUGACAGGAUGUUAAUGAUAGUUACUUGGUGUCAAUGUUGUAUUGUGAAGUACCGUUUUAAUUGUUUAGUUAAUUUGUACAACACGUGAUAUUUAUUUUGAAUAACGUGAUGGCUGACGAAUAUCCAGAUCCAGACGAGGAAUUCGACUUUAUUCAUCAGGCGGACUAUGAAGCUAUGAGAGAACUGGAGGCUGACUUGCUCCAGACAAGACAAUUGUCACAGCCUGGCCCUAGUUCUAGUAAUAGCAGAUCUUGCACAGUUAAUGGAAAUAAACAUCAACCGAAUGUUGAAAUUCCUAUAUCUGCUAAUGUUGAUAAAAUUAAUACAAUUAGCAGUAACAAGAAACGUAGUUAUGAAGAAUUAUAUGGUGAUGCUGUACCUGGCUGUAGUAAAAAACGCAGUUGCGAAGAAUUGUUUGGUGACAUUUCUGAUUUCUUAGAUACAGAUAUCUCAGAUAACAAUAUUAGGGAGGGACCAAGAGUAAAAAAGCUUCGGUGGGAUCAACCUAAUGAUGUCAUUAAUAAAAUAUUGAAUGCAAGACAGUUGCUGCAUGAAUAUAAUGGAGAUAUAUCAAAGAAAAUAAGUUGCAAUCAGUCUAAUAGCAAGAAAAAUUCUAUUUCUUUACGAGUUCCACCAUGGAAUUUUGUGGCUGUCACAAGACCAUAUGAUUCUCAACGCUUAUAUAUCAGAGUUAGAAACGCACAAAACGAUAUCAAACAAUCUGUAAGGCCGAUUGCCAAUCUGUUUUCGACAUCCUAUAACCAAUUGAAAACUCAGGCGAAAGAAAUUAUGGAAAAAAAACAGGAAUUAUUGAGACCGUCAUCUAAUCUAUGCAGUAUAAAGAAUGAUGAACUGUGGGUCGAUAAAUAUCGACCUCGAUCUUACUUAGAGUUACUGACAGACGAAACUGUUAACAGACAGUUUUUACAUUGGCUGAAGCUUUGGGAUAAAGUAGUAUUUAAUCGGAAUAUUGCAAAACUAAAGGGAAAACAGUCAUCUAUUUUUGGAAAGAAAAACAAUAUUAAUGAUGAAAAAGAUAUUGAGGAGUUGGAUAGCAAAGGAUAUCCAAUCAAAAGAAUAGCCUUACUUAGCGGUCCACCUGGAUUGGGAAAGACGACUCUAGCACAUAUAGCAGCCAAACAUGCCGGUUAUAAUGUUGUAGAAAUCAAUGCGAGUGAUGAAAGGACUCCAGAAUCGUUUAGACAGAUUCUUCUUGCAUCAACAGAAAUGAAAGCUGUGAUGGGCGCUGAUCCCCGCCCGAAUUGUUUAAUUUUUGAUGAGAUUGAUGGUGCACCAGUUGCAUCUAUCGAGCUUCUAUUAAAAUUUAUUCAAGGCAAAUUAGUGUCGAAAGGUAAAAAAGGAAAGGUACAAUUGGAAAGAACGUCUAAUGGCUGUACACGUCCUAUAGUAUGUAUUUGUAAUGAACCAUAUACUCCUUCGUUAAGAGCGUUGAGAACCGCCGCUGUAAUAAUUCCGGUACCGGAAGUAAGUCCUUUAAGAUUAGCAGAACGUCUAAUGGAUUUGGCGAGAAAGGAAAAGUUAAAUGUAGAUUUUGGCGAUCUUGUAAAAAUGGCAGAAAGAUCUGGCUGUGAUGUUCGAGCUUGCAUAGGGGCGUUACAAUAUAUGGGUAGCGCUAAUUUGAAAGAUCAUUUAUCUCUAAAAGACACUCGUAAGAAUUUGUUUGAUUCGUGGAGAAAUAUAUUAACGAUUCCCAUGAACAAAGGAGGGGUUCUUCCUAUUCCUGAAAGAAUCCAGAAUAUUUUAACAACUGUGCAAAAUGGUGAAAAGGAAAAGUUGACACAAGGAAUAUUUCAUAAUUAUCCUGAAGUCUGUGACCGGAAACUUGAUAAUGUACCUAUGUCUCUGGAAUGGUUUCAAUUUUAUGAUUUAGUAAUGUCACUCGUUUUACAAAAGCAGAUUUGGUCACUUGUACCAUAUACGAAUUACGGAUUUAUUGCAUGGCACUUGCAUUUUGCACGAACACAGAAAACAAAAUUAUCAUAUCCAACAAUUAUCAACGAAGUAAUUCAAAAAACAGCGAAGAAUACAGGUAUUUUAACAGCGAUACGAAGAGUGUGCGGACGUGAUGUUUUUACUUUAACUACAGAUAUCGCUGGAUUUUUGCCAGACAUCUUAGCGCCUAAAUUACGCACAGUUCCUUCGCAUUUGUAUUCGCCGAAAGAGAAAGCAGAUCUCAUCAGAAUAAUAAAUGUGAUGGUUGAAUUUGGUUUAUCGUUCGUACAAGAGAAAAGUCCUCAAGGAGGCUACGUAUACAAUUUAGAUCCUAAUAUUUUGGAAGUUGGCGUUUUUUCUGAUUGUAAUGCGCAUCGAAGUCUCGCAUAUGCAGUACAACAGAUAAUCGCACAAGAAUUAGAGUUCGAACGUUUGAAACGUGCGAAUAUCUUAACUGGACUCGGUGAAGUUGAUUCGGAAACCAUGACAAAUUCAGAAAAGUCAGAAGUUACAGAAAGUGUUCAGAACAAAUCUUCAAAUCUUCUAAAUAAUUCAAAACAAAUUGGAAAAAAUGUGACAACGUUAAAGGAAACAGUCUACAAAGAUUUUUUCGGAAAUAUAAUUACGAGUGAAAAUGACAAUCAGAAGCAGAAUAAAAUGAUGAAUCGUAUAUCUCCAAAAUCACAGAAGAAAUAUUCUCUAAUGCAAAACAUUUUAACAAAACAUGGAAUCUGGUACAAAUAUAAAGAAGGUUGCAACAAUGCCGUUCGCCGAAAUGUAUUUAUGGAGAAACUUUUAUAAACAGAUUAAAUUUAAUUACAAACUAUAAGUACGAUUUUAUUCUAUCUUUAUCGUUCUCAAGGAUGUAUAAUAAAAUGUUUUUUAUAUAUAA
Molecule: messenger RNA, 3206 nt
Organism: Monomorium pharaonis (pharaoh ant)
Lineage: Eukaryota; Metazoa; Arthropoda; Insecta; Hymenoptera; Formicidae
Gene: cutlet
Product: chromosome transmission fidelity protein 18 homolog
Exons: 11
Coding region: 470-3115 (881 amino acids)
Cellular component (GO): nucleus
Molecular function (GO): ATP hydrolysis activity; ATP binding; DNA binding
Source: RefSeq, a predicted model, not a curated record